This is a messenger RNA of Cinclus cinclus, 5166 nucleotides long. It is a transcript of the gene DENND4B, whose product is annotated as DENN domain containing 4B. NCBI's taxonomy places the organism in Eukaryota, Metazoa, Chordata, Aves, Passeriformes, Cinclidae. Gene Ontology annotation, molecular function: protein binding. The transcript is spliced from 26 exons. Gene Ontology annotation, cellular component: cytoplasmic vesicle. Gene Ontology annotation, biological process: regulation of Rab protein signal transduction. The record is from RefSeq and is a predicted model, not a curated record.
CGGCCCGGCCCGGCCCGCAGCGGCGGGGGUGGUGGUGGCAUCGCCCGUGUCCCCGCAGAUGCUGUGACAGCCAUGUCGGACGAGAAGCCCCCCCAGCUCGUGGAUUACUUCGUGGUGGCCGGGCUGGCGGAGGCAUCGCGGGCGCUGGAGGAGGAGCAGCAGCCGCGGCCAGCGCGGCCCGGGGAGCCCAUCACGGAUGUGGCCGUGAUCAUCCGCUCGCAGGGCGAGGAGGUGCCCCAGGGCUUCACCUGCAUCGAGACCAGCACGUCGGGCCACCCCGUGGAGCUCAACGCGGGGCUGCUCAACAACCCCCAGAUGUUCCUGUGCUACAAACGCGGGCGGGACAAACCCCCCCUGAUCGAGCUGGGGGUGCACUAUGAGGGCAAGGACCGCCCGAAGCCGGGCUACCAGAUCCUGGACACGACCCCCUACAGCCGCUCGGCCAACCUGGCCGCGGGGUCCCCGGGCCACCAGCGCACGUUCCUGACGUUCCGACGUGCAUCCGAACCCCCCGGCCACCACACGCUGGGGGUCACCGACAUCUGCCUGGUGAUCCCCAGCAAGGGCGAGAGCACCCCCCACACCUUCUGCCGUGUGGACAAGAACCUCAACACCAGCAUGUGGGGCCCCGCGUUGUUCCUGUGCUAUAAAAUCGCCGUGGCCAAGGACAACACGCUGGUCUACGAGGCAGGGCUGCUGAGCCGCUACCCCGAGCAGGACAGUGAAUCCUUCCCACUGCCCGAGUCGGUGCCUGUGUUCUGCCUGCCCAUGGGGGCCACCAUCGAGAGCUGGCCCGUGGGCACCAAGUACCCCCUGCCCGUCUUCUCCACCUUCGUCCUCACCGGCGCCUCGGGGGAAAAGGUGUACGGCGCUGCCAUCCAGUUCCACGAGGCGUUCCCGCGGGAGCGGCUGUCGGAGGCGCAGGCGCUGCGCCUGGGGCUGCUCAGCGUGGUGGACCGGCGGCCGGUGCCCGGGCGCUCCCUGCACACCCGCAAGAGCAUCUGCGUCCUGUCCCACUGGCCCUUCUUCGACGUCUUCCGCAAGUUCCUCAUGUUCAUCUACCGCUACUCCAUCUCGGGCCCCCACGUGCUGCCCCUGGAGACGCACAUCUCCCACUUCAUGCACAACGUGCCCUUCCCGUCCCCGCAGCGCCCGCGGAUCCUGGUCCAGAUGUCCCCGUACGACAGCCUGCUGCUGUGCCGGCCCGUGUCCUCCCCGCUGCCCCUCAGCGGGGCCAGUUUCCUGACACUGCUGCAGAACCUGGGCCCCGACAAUGCGGUGGCACUGCUGGUGGCCGUCCUCACCGAGCAGAAACUGCUCAUCCACUCCCUGCGCCCCGAUGUCCUGACCAGCGUGGGUGAAGCCCUGGUGGCGAUGAUCUUCCCCCUGCGCUGGCAGUGCCCUUACAUCCCGCUGUGCCCGCUGGCGCUGGCUGACGUGCUGUGUGCCCCCGUGCCCUUCAUUGUAGGCAUCCACUCCAGCUACUUCGACCUCUACGAGCCCCCCCGCGACGUCAUCUUCGUCGACCUGGACACCAACACCAUUUUCCAGAGCGAGGAGCGGAAGCUGCUGUCACCCCGCGCCUUGCCCCGCCGGCCCUGCAAGGUGCUGCUGGCCUCGCUGCACAGCCUGUCCCAGCAGCUGGAUGAGCUGCUGAGUGCGCCGGGCGAGGAGGAGCCUCCGGAGCUGGUGCUGAGCGACGCGGAGGCCGCGGGCGCCCGCCGGGCGCAGCUGGAGCUGGAGGCUCGGGCGGCUUUCCUGCGCUUCAUGGCCUGCGCCCUGCGCGGGUACCGCUCCUUCCUGCGCCCCAUCGCGCCCGCGCCCGCCCCGGCCGGCCGCGACGCCGGCAGCCUCUUCGCACUCCAGGGGUUCCUGCGCUCCCGGGAGCGGGCAUACCAGCGUUUCUACGGGCAGCUGCUGCGCACGCAGCUCUUCACGCAGUUCAUCGAGGACUGCUCCUUCGCCAGCGACCGCGAGCCCUGCCUCGAGUUCUUCGACACCUGCGUGGACAAGGUGCAGGUGGACCUGGAGAAGCCCGAGGACACGCCCCUGAUGGAGUUGGAUGACCCCCGGGGUGGGGAGCACACCGUGUUUAUCACCCCCCCGGAGCAGCCGGCGGGGCCAGACGGGGCCGAGCCCCCCGCACGCUACAGGUAUGACGGGUUCCCCACGCUGCGCCCGGAGCUGCUGGAGCCCCCCCGGGACCCUCUGGUGGCCCAGCUGUGCCAGGCCAGGAGCAGCGCCCCGAGCAGCCCCGCCCCGCGCCGCACCAAGCAGGAGAUGAAGGUGGCCCAGCGGGUGGCCCAGAAGUCGUCGGCGGUGCCGGAGCUGUGGGCUCGGUGCCUGCUGGGCCACUGCUACGGGCUCUGGUUCCUGUACCUGCCCACCCACGUGCGCGCCGCCCCCGCCAAGCUCCGCGCGCUCCAGCUCGCCUACGACGUCCUGCGCAAGAUGGAGCAGCACAAGGUGGUGCUGCCCGACGAGGUGUGUUACCGCAUCCUGAUGCAGCUGUGCGGGCAGUACGGGGAGCCCGUGCUGUCCGUGCGCGUCCUGCUCGAGAUGAAACGCGCCGGCAUCGUCCCCAACACCGUCACCUACGGCUACUACAACAAGGCGGUGCUGGAGAGCAAGUGGCCGGCGGGGACGCAGGGGGGGCGGCUGCGCUGGGCCAAGCUGCGGAACGUGGUGCUGGGGGCGGCGCAGUUCCGGCAGCCCCUGCGGCAGCGGCAGCGCCGGAGCGCGGCCGGAGACCCCCCAGGUGACCGGGCCCCUCCCGCCCCUCGCCCCCCCCUUCAGCGCCAGACCACCUGGGCAGGUCGGAGCCUGCGGGACCCGGACCCGGGCCCGGCCCCGCGCCUGGUGAAGAGCGGCAGCCUCAGUUUCCCCGGCAGCGCCCGGGGCGAGAGGGAGACCCGGGUGGGGCCGGGAGAGCCCCCCCUGCUCCCCGUGACCCCCACCCCGCCGCUCCCCCGCCCGCGGGGUCCCCCCAGCUCGGCCGACGGGAGCCUCUCGGACAUCGGCACGGACGAGAGCGGCGGGGAUGAGCCCGGGGGGGGUCCCGGGGGGGGUCCCGGGGGGGUGACCCCGCGCCGAGGGCUGGCGGCCAAGCUGCAGCAGCUGCUGUCGCCUGGCAAGCGCCCCCCCCCGCGUCCUUCAGAGCCCCCCCGGGAGCCCGGGGCACGCCGGGGGUCGGAGCAGCGGGACGGGGACCCCCCCUCAUCACGCCGCAGCCCCGCCGAGACCCUGCUGAGGCCCCGGGAGCGCCCCGAGUCCACGGCGUCCGAGAGCUCCGUGUCCCUGGGCAGUGAACUGGACCUGUCUGAUGCCUCGGGGGGCAGUACCGGGGCCCCCAAAUCCACAGAGCCCCCCAUGGAUGGGACAGCGGGGACAGAACCCCCCGCCCUGGAGGUGCUGCUGUCCAGCUGCUCGCGCUGCCCGGGUUGUGCUGGGCUCGUGUUUGAUGAGGAGCUCAUGGCUGGCUGGACCUCGGACGACUCCAACCUCAACACCUCCUGCCCCUUCUGCUCCCGCUCCUUCGUGCCCUUCCUGAGCAUCGAGAUCCGCGACUUCCGGCAGCCCCCCAGCCCCCCCAGGGCCGGCCCGGUGCCCCCCUCCCCACAGGGGCCGGUGCUCAGCGACCGCCGGCGCUGCCUCGAGCUGGACGAGACCCCCGAGCUCUGCAACGGCUGCGCUGACACCCCGCCCCCGGGCCACUGGGAGCGUGUGGCCUUCGCCUACCUGAGCCCGCUGGUGCUGCGCAAGGAGCUGGAGAGCCUGGUGGAGAACGAGGGCGGGGAGCUGCUGGCGCGCCCCGAGCUCGUGGACAGCCACCCCAUCAUCUACUGGAACCUCGUGUGGUACUUCCAGCGCCUGGCCCUGCCCAGCAACCUCCCCCUGCUGCUGCUGGGCUCCCAGCAUGCGCCCCGGGACCCCCAGGUGGGCUUUGGGGGUGCCACCGAGGGCUCGGUGUGGCUGUGAGGGGCUCUGGGGGUUCCUGCCCCACCGGUGCUGACCCCUCCCCUUGUCCUGCAGCCCCCCGAGCCCUCCCGGGUCCGUGUGAGGCUCCUGUGGGAUGUGCUGAGCCCCGACCCCGAGAGCUGCCCCCCGCUCUAUGUCCUGUGGAGGCUGCACAGUAACAUCCCCCCACGGCUGCACCCCUGGGGCCCCCCAGCCCCCCCGUUCUCACUGACGUUCCUCGAGGCCCUGCUGAGCCACGUGGGGCUCAACGAGGUCCACAAAGCCAUCGGGCUCUUCCUGGACACCCUGGCGGCACCCGGAGCCCCCCGGACCCUGCACAGGAGCAUCUACCGGGAGCUGCUGUUCCUGACACUGGCGGCGCUGGGGCGGGAGCACACGGACAUCGCCGCCUUUGACCGCCGGUACCGCUCGGCGCUGGGCAAGCUCGGGGGGGCCCUGGGCCGGGACGAGCUGCGGAGGCGCCGGGCGCAGCCCCCCAGCGCCAAAGCCACCGACUGCCGCCGCACCUUCGGGGCACCCCCCGAGUGCUGAGAGGGGAACGGGACCCCCAGCCCCGGGCCGGAGACCGGGAAAAGGGAUCCCCAGGAACACCCCAAAUGCUCCAGGGUGGGAGAGGGACCGUCCCCCCCCUCCCAACCCCCAGUAUUAGAUGGGACCUCUCCCCCACCCCCCGGGGGGAACGACCCCCCCCCCCCCCCCCCCAGGGGUCCCCCCAAAGUGUGACAGGGACCCCCUGAGUGUCAGGGGCGGGCCGAGGUGGGGAAGGGACCCCUCCCCAGGCCAGCCUCGGGUGAUGGAGGGGGGAGAAGGGACCCCCAGGCUCACAACGGGUUUUAUAUGUCAGUGUUAAUAUAUUUUUAUUUAUUUAUUCAACUCCCCCAGAGUGAGAGCGCGGGUGGGACGGGCAGGGGCAGCUCUGGGUGUUGCCCCCUCCUCAUUUCUGCCUUGGUUCUCACCCAGAAGGGGCUGGGGGUGUUUUUUUCGCCCCUCAGGUGGUGACAGGGCAGCUGGGGGUCCCUGGGUCUGUCCGUCCCCCGUCCCUCCCCCAUCAUCUCCAGCCCUCCCGCGCCCCCAGGGGGGGUUUGGUGGCCAUUGGGAGGGGGGUUCGGGGCCGCCCCCUCCCCUUGCACUGUGCAAUAGCAGCCCCCGCCCCAGGGGCCUGUAAAUAAAAGCUGCUGCGGUAUUUUC